This is a messenger RNA of Fundulus heteroclitus (mummichog), 1467 nucleotides long. RefSeq names its product metabolism of cobalamin associated Da (gene mmadhca). The coding region runs from base 126 to 1031 and encodes 301 amino acids. The record is from RefSeq and is a predicted model, not a curated record. Gene Ontology annotation, biological process: cobalamin metabolic process. NCBI's taxonomy places the organism in Eukaryota, Metazoa, Chordata, Actinopteri, Cyprinodontiformes, Fundulidae. Gene Ontology annotation, cellular component: mitochondrion. The transcript is spliced from 8 exons.
UCUUCUACGGCUUGUGUUUUGGUUACACAAACUUCUGCUUUUGACCCUCGGUAGCUUCCGUUGUUUGUUUUCCAGAAGGCAGUUGGGCAAGCUGACAGGUUACAAGGUGAAGGCGGCGACCCAGAAUGUCAAGCAGUGUGCUGUGCGGUCGAAGCAGGUUGGUCCUGUCUCCGACUGCCGGCCGACAAGCUUUGACUUCGCUCAGGGUCGGGAGAAGCAGAACGUUCUCGACGGCAAGUUCUGAUGAGCCAUACAUCGCUGUGUCACCCGCAGACUCCGGUCCCAGGACUGUCUGGCCGGAUGAGAGCAUGGGGCCGUUCGGACCUCAGGACCAGCGCUUCCAGCUGCCGGGUAACGUAGGGUUCGACUGCCACCUGGAAGGCAUGGGGAACCAAAAGAAGGGUCCGGUUCACAGGACGGUGCCGGAUGUGCUGACGACUCCCAGCGGCGCCGAGAGACACCAGUUUAUUCUGGCCCAGUUCGUCAACGAGUUUCAUGGAAAAUUGGGUCCUUUAUCCACAAGAGUCCACAAAGCGGAGCAGUACUUUAACCAGACAGACACAGACUGUUCUGUAAGCUCCUGCCCUGAGCUGCUAAAGAAAGAACUGGAGCUGCUGUUCCCCUCGGCGCCCACGGCCUCCAUCACAGUGGUGACGGUCACCCAGCGGGCCGGGCUGAGGGAAGACGGAGCAGCGGAGCCAGACAGAGACCAGCUGCUUCAUAAAUUUGUGAGCGGUGCUAAGGAGAUGUGUUUCGCCCUCUGGACGGCAGGAUACUGGGCUGACUUUAUCGACCCAACAACAGGAGAAGCUUUCUUUGCGUCUCCGUCGAGCAUGAUUGCACUGAGGCCCGAGGAGCAGCUCCAACAUCUGGGCUUUCACAUCGAAGUGUCGGGCUCCUGCACCGUCAUCCGCCACGUCCUCAGGGGGACGCCUCUGUUCGUUGGGACUGUUUUCACCAACGCACCUCCCAACAGUGCCGCUGUCACCAGACUACAAGGACUAUCGAACGGGUUUGAGGAUGAAGAAUAGGCUUAUUUAAUUUUUAUUUUUUUUAAUACUCUACACCAGAUCUGCCCAGAAUGCCUCCAAUCGUUGGGGUCCGAGAUGUUUUGAUUUAGCUAGGUUGUGUGUAAAAAAAGGCCCCGUCACACUGGAGCACCGUACGGACAUCUCAGUGUUAUACAUCCAGGCCCAACCGCACUCAGCUAAGCGCCCGCUCAGCAAUAUGUUCAGUCUGUAGAAAGUGUUAAUAUUUUUAGAGAAAGAUAUUUGUAUUUAUGAAGUAAUCUCUUCCAGGUGAGCAAAAACCCGCAGGAACAGUACAGUUUUUAACUGGAACGGUAUCAGAUCAAGCACCUUUCACCACAAUGUGGACUAUUCUGUUGCUUCCGGUCCGAGGAGACAACAGAGACGGUUUCCACUGACGCGUGACGCGGCAAAUAAAAUCUCUUCUUUUCAGGCUGGA